AUGUCCACACCACCAGAGCCCAUAGCGGUCGUUGGCGUCGGAUGCCGCUUCCCAGGGGGCUGCAAUACGCCAUCCAAGUUGUGGGAUCUCGUAUGCGAGCAACGAGACAUACAAUCAAAGAUCCCUACCGAACGAUACAACAGUGACGCCUUCCAUCACGAGGACGGGUCGAAACCAGGAUGCACCAACGUCAGUCAUGGCUACUUCCUCGACGAAGAUAUCAGAGCAUUCGACGCAGCCUUUUUCAGGAUGAAUCCAGCUGAAAUAGAAGCAGUGGACCCUCAACAACGCAUGUUACUUGAGACCGUCUAUGAAGCCCUCGAAUUUGCCGGUAUCACAAUGGACCAACUUCGUGGUACAGAUACAGCCGUAUACGUUGGCUGCAUGACCAGCGACUACACCGAAAUGCUCUUACGGGAUCCUCUCGACUUUCCAAAGUACAUGGCACCAGGAACGGCCAGGUCUAUCUUGUCGAACAGAAUAUCGUACUUCUACGACUGGCAUGGACCUUCUAUGUCUAUCGAUACCGCAUGCUCGGCAAGUCUUGUGGCAAUACACGAGGCAGUGCAAGCACUUCGAUCCGGCGUGUCUAGAGUCGCCUGUGCGGCCGGGUCGAACGCCAUUCUGGGUCCGGAAAACUUCAUCAUCGAGUCCAAGCUGCAACUCUUGUCUCCAACAGGGCGAAGUCGCAUGUGGGACGCUGCGGCAGAUGGAUACGCACGUGGCGAAGGAGCGGCAGCGUUGAUCAUGAAGAAGCUAUCCCACGCCCUUGCCGAUGGAGACGAAGUCUACUGCAUCAUCCGAGAGACAGGCGUCAACUCCGAUGGUCGUACGAACGGAAUAACGAUGCCCUCUGCGGAAGCACAGGCCGCGUUGAUUCGGCAAACAUAUGCUCGUGCUUGCUUGGACCCGCUCAAGGAUGGGUGCCAGUACUUUGAAGCUCAUGGAACUGGUACGCAGGCCGGUGACCCACAAGAGGCGCGUGCCAUUCACGAAGUUUUCUUCCCUGAAACCCGAGAUACAGCUGAAGUUCUUUACGUUGGGUCGGUGAAAACUGUCAUAGGACAUCUCGAGGGUGCUGCUGGCGUAGCAGGGCUUAUCAAAGCUGCUGAGGCGGUGCGAAGAGCUAUUGUACCUCCGAACAUGCUUCUGCAGAAGCUCAAUCCAGCCAUUGAGCCAUUUUGCAAAAACCUCAAGGUGCCAACGCAGUCCUCACCAUGGCCACACUUAUCCCCAGAUGCCCCGAGACGGGCCAGUGUGAACUCAUUCGGUUUUGGCGGCACCAAUGCCCAUGCGAUUAUUGAAAGCUACGAAAGCCAUCCAGUCAUAGUAAAAGGAUCGCCGAUCCAUGACCUACCUCCAUCACCAGUGCUACUGUCUGCAAAUUCGGACCUGUCUCUAAGGGCUCAAGCGACAGCACUCGCUGAUUUUCUCGAGUGCAAUGAGUCCAUCCCUUGGAAUGACUUGCUGUAUACUCUACAAUCCAAGCGGAGCCAGCAUUCCGUGCGAACGGCCGUGUCAGCGACCUCUAGAGAAGAUCUUCUCCGCAAGAUCAGAGCCACCGCACAAUCUAACGGAACUGUCAGCACCAGCACCAGCAUGACACAACCAUCUUCUAGCUUCCGCUUUCUUGGUGUCUUUACUGGACAAGGUGCACAAUGGGCUACGAUGGGUAGUGAGCUGUUGAGGACCUCCUUGACAGCACAGCAAUGCUUCGAGAGGCUCGAUACUUCUUUAUCUUCACUCCCAGACGCGCCAGAUUGGACUCUCUCUGAUCAAUGCCGCGCUGGGAGUGACACCUCUCGACUUGGCGAAGCGGCAAUCGCACAGCCACUCUGUACUGCAGUACAGAUCAUGGUUGUCGAUCUCUUAAAAGAAGCCGGUGUCAAUUUGGUCUCAGUUGUAGGUCACAGCUCUGGAGAGAUCGCUGCUGCGUACGCCGUGGGUGCUAUCUCCGCACAUGAUGCCAUCCGUAUUGCCUAUUACCGUGGCCUCUAUGCCCCGAUUGCUAGAAGUCAGAAUGGGCAAAAAGGCGCCAUGAUGGCUGUAGGCUUGUCGUACGAGGAGGCUUGCGAGCUUUGUGAAGGAGAAUUCGCCGGACGUGUGGACGUCGCGGCCUGGAACUCAGACACAAGCAGCACCUUAUCCGGUGAUGAAGACGCCAUCUUGGAGAUCAAAGCUAGGCUCGAGGACGGAGACGUCUUCGCUCGCUUGCUCAAAGUCGAUACCGCAUAUCACUCGCACCAUAUGGUGGCGUGCUCGGGUGCGUAUACCAAGGCAUUGCGAGCCUGCUCGAUCAAGCCCCAUCGUCCCAGAAGAGGUUCUGCAUGGUUCUCCAGCGUCUAUGGCGGACGUGUGCAGGGUGAUCAUCUCAUUUCAAAGCUAUCUUGCGAGUAUUGGGUCGAUAACCUGCUCAGCCCGGUCAUGUUUCACGACGCCAUCGAGACUGUGGCUUACGGAGACCUGCUCUGCAAUGCUGCGAUUGAGAUUGGGCCACAUCCGGCCUUAAAGACCCCUGUGACGCAAACAUAUCAGCGGACCAUCAAUCAUCAGCUUUUCUACUACGGAACACUUCUCCGUGGUCGUAACGACGUCGAAGCACUUAGCGAGACUUUAGGAUCGCUUUGGAUCCAGCUUGGGUCCAACGCGGUGGACUUUGCUCAGUACAACCAGACUUUCUUCGGGACAAACCCGAGGCCCAGGCUGGUCAGACUGCCAGGCUAUAUGUGGGAUCAUAGCAGACAAUUUUGGAAAGAAGGACGCAAGUCACUAAUGUACCGCACACAAAAUGAGAAGUCGCACCCGUUGCUGGGCAAACGUGCUGUGGACGACCUGGACGAGGAAAAGCGUUGGGAGAACUACUUACGACUGCAGGACUUGCCCUGGCUUUUCGGACAUGUUGUUCAGGGCCAGGUAGUAUAUCCAGCUGCGGCAUACUUGGUGAUGGCGCUCGCUGCAUCCCGAACGCUUGUCUCACCCGAGCAGGUGGCUUUUUACGAGCUUUUCGACGUAACGAUUGAGGCCGCCAUUCUACUUGGGGAGAAUGAUGCCAACGUCCAGACGUUGUUCACGCUGAACACUGUGACAGUCAAGGAUGAUGAACCACACUUUCAGGCUGAGUGGACCUGCCGCUCGGCAUCCGGUGAAGACAGCAGAGCAAAGUGGCGUGUCAAUGCGAAAGGCAAGGUGAGAGUCUUACUGAACAGCGAACAUGAUGAGAAGCUACCUCCACGUAUCACCCCUGCUCAGUCGCUAUUGACCAGCGUGAGCUCGGAGAGGCUGUAUGACAACAUCGAAGGAUUGGGUCUGUCUUAUUCAGGGCUCUUCCGACGUUUGGAAGAUGUGAAGAGAAGGUCGAAAUACGCCACGGCUACACUGACAGGCCUUGAUACUACGGACCCGAUACAUCCAGCUAUCCUUGACUCAACAUUUCAGCCACUUAUCGCUGCAAUGGCUUAUCCAGGAGAUGGCUCAAUGACGUCUGCUUGCGUACCGACUCAUAUCGGGCGCAUACGAAUUGCCGGCUCUCAGCAAAUGGCAAAGAGUGGCAGGCGCUUGAUCGUGGACACUUUUGCGACGGCAUCGAGUGCGCGCUCCUUCACUGGCGAUGUUGAUCUGUACGAUGCUGAGAGCGGAGAUGCAUUGAUGCAAGUGGAGAGCAUUACAUGCACAACUUUGAGCCAGCCCGGCCCGAACGACUACAAAGAGCUUUACACGCAAGACGUUUGGGAACUGGACAUUGGAAGCGGUGUUACAAUUGACCAAAACGGCCGGAGAGAUAAGCCAGAAGAGCUGGAUCUUCUGAUUUUCCAAGAGCGUCUGGCAUAUUCUUACCUCAGAAGGUUCUAUGAAACAUUUUCGAAGACCGAAGUAUCCUUGAUGGAACCGUAUUUCACCAAAAUAUUUGAGUGGCUUGAUAAACUUUUGCCACUCAUCGCCGCCGGCCGACAUCCGACUGUCAAGGCAGACUGGGCGGAGGAUGAUCACGAAGUGCUGCUGCAAGAAGCUUCGAAAUUGCCUGACAGACCUGAAUUGACAUUGCUCCAGGCUGUCGGUGAGCACUUUGCGUCCGUUGCCCGGGGCGAAACUACCAUGCUCGAACACAUGAUUAAAGACAACAUGCUUGAGCGAACAUACACGGAGAUGGUUGGUGUUCCAUACCUCACCUCUUCUAUCGGCAAGGUGGCGCAUCAAAUCGCUCAUCGUUAUCCUCGAAUGAAUAUUCUCGAAAUAGGUGCAGGCACAGGCAGCUUUACCAGUGGCAUACUACAGGGUCUAGGGUCGACUUUUGACGCCUACACAUAUACAGAUAUCAGCUCUGGAUUCUUUGAGAGCGCUGGAAAGCGCUUUCAGGAAUGGUCUCACAAGAUGGUGUUCCGGCAACUGAAUAUCGAAGGGGAUGUUGAAUUACAGGGUUAUCGACACAACGACUAUGAUAUGGUAGUGGCAGCGAAUGUGCUACAUGCAACCAAGUCAGUGAGUCAGACGCUGAACAACGUUCGACAACUCUUGAGACCCGGGGGCUACCUCCUCCUAGUCGAGUGGACUGGGGACAACCUUGGUCGUUUCAUGACCUACGCUGGCCUGCCUGGCUUCUGGCUUAGCGAGGACGGACGACACGACGGUCCCACACUUAGUAAGAGCGAGUGGGACCAGCAUCUGCAGCAGGCGGGAUUCUCUGAGAUUGAUACCUGGAUUCCAGACAUGGCCGAUGCUUCCAAGCACCUCAGCUCCCUUAUGGUCGUGCAGGCGGUCGAUCGAGACAUAAACAUAAUGCGUUAUCCGCUCACGGCCAAUGCAAAUCCACUCACAGGACAUGCUAUCACGAUCGUUGGCGGACAUACGACUGGACUCGACAAAUCGAUCAAAGACUUACUGACCAGCAGCUCUCCGGGCCCUGAUAUUCACCUAGUCGACAGCUUGGCCGAACUGGCGGAUGAGGAAGUUCUCCCAGCCUCAUUGAUAUGCCUCGAGGAUCUGGAUAGACCGAUCUUACAGGAUCUGACAGAAGCCACUCUACUGGCGCUGCAACGGAUUCUGCCGAACUGCCGACACAUAGUAUGGGUUGGCCAUGAAGGCCGCUUUGCCAACUUGUCGAUGGGACUCUGUCGAUCACUGGCCAACGAAUAUGGUCAUGUGGCCUUGCAAUUUCUAAAGGUCCAUGAUCCCAGCGAUCUGAAGCUGUCUAGACCCAUUGCUGAGUCUAUGGUACGCAUUAUAUACUCUUCGAUCUGCAGUCACGCGCCAUCCUGGCUGUGGAGUUCGGAGCCAGAGCUGGCGAUCGAUCAGCACAUUCGGCUUUCUAUCCCUCGAGUAUUUCCAGACACCGUCUUGAACGAUCGCUUCAACGCUAAUACACUGUCCAUCAAAAAAUCCGUUCAACUCAACAGUCAGGCAGUCACAAUCAAGUGUGCCCACGACGCAUUUGAGAUCAGCAAGGUUGACAUAACCGAACGGCCGCACAUUCGCAUCACGUAUGCUCUGCUCCAGCCAAUUAACAUCUCAGGAGAUAGCUACUUUGUCAGCUAUGGGGGCGCAGCGCAUCGAGAAGAUGACAUCCGGGUGGUAUUGUCACCGACAUGUAGCUCAUCGGUCCCCAUAUCCAAAGACUACACCGUGGCUGUAAGCCACCACGCAAAUGCAGCAAGCCACCUCCCAAUCAUUGCAAGCAGGAUGCUCGUGCAGCGGUUCUUGCAAAACCUUAACACAAAUCGACGCCUGGCAAUCAACGAGCCAGACGAAAUUCUCGGGGCCGAGCUGCUGCGUGCGGCUGCAGAGCGCGGCAUCAAGACAGUCUGCUUCUCCAGCCAAGGGAAGCCAGGCUGCACAUCAUUGCAUGCUCUAGCAACGAAUCGGGUCCUAAAUAACGCCCUCCCUCGUGAUGUGGCAACUUUUCUUGAUUUUGCACCUGAUCAGACGGACCGAUGGGCUAGAGUGCUCCCGGCUCGCUGUACCUAUUUCACUGUUGAGGACCUCUGGAAAAGUGAACUCUCCUUCGAAGAUUUCGCCAGCAUCACGACCAAGGUCUUUCACGAGGAUCUUCCAGGAGUUGAAAUUGCCGAUUUGAUACCUGUCUCCGAUGUAUCCAGCAUUACUCCAGGAGAUGUCUCAUACUCCAGCGUCGUCGAUUUCUCUGCAGCCAUACAUAUCAAUGCUCUACUGCCGCCUACAGACUACAGCCAAGUGGUGCGUGACGACGGUACGUACUUCAUGGUCGGCUGUGCAGGUGGUCUCGGUCGCGCCGUGUGCUCGUGGUUAGUGGACCAAGGCGCACGAUAUCUCGCACUUGUCAGCAGGAAUGUAUUGUCAAUCGAUAAAGCUUGGCUGAGCGAGAUCGAAGGGAAGGGCGCGAAAGUGCAGCUGUGUCAAGCCGAUGUAGCAGACAUGGACUCGCUGAGUUCAGUCCUCGCGAAACUCAGAGCAGACAUGCCACCAAUCGCGGGUGUUGUACAUGCCGCAAUGGUAUUGAAGGACAAGGCUUUUGGGGGCUGCAACGUCGACGACUUCGCCACUGUGUUUGGGCCAAAGGUCAAGGGCACCCUAAAUUUGCACUCCUUGUUCAUCGAUGAACCACUGGAUUUCUUCAUCAUGUUCUCGUCGAUCGCAAGUCUACUGGGCAGUCCGGGCCAGUCAAAUUAUGCUGCAUCAAACUUGUGCAUGACGGCAGUUGCGGCAGAGCGACGAGCAAGAGGUCUCAGUGCUUCUGUCAUCCACAUUGGCGCGGUGACAGGAUUAGGCUACGUCCUGAACUCUGACAUUGAACGCAAGUUGCUGACCAAUUACGAUACGCCAAUGCCUAUCAGUGAGACAGCAUUUUUGGACAUCUUCGCACAGUCGAUCUUGAUCGGAAGACCCGAUUCAGGCCACUCUCCAGAAGUCAUCACUGGAGUGCCGCGAUACAACCGGGAUACGGUAUCGGAGAGCAAAUACGGGACCAAUCCUAGGCUCUCCCACCACAUUGUAGAGCAGACGACGUCCAGAACCGAAGCUUCUGCUACUGCUGUCAGCGUCCGCCAGUCAGUGGAUGAUGCCCUGAGCCAGGAAGAAGCAGCUCUCAUUAUUCAACGCGCCUUCUGCGCAAAGAUGGAGAAGACUCUGCAAAUGCCGGCAGAUGCUAUCGACUGUGCUCAACCACUUAUGAAUCUCGGUGUUGAUUCUCUUAUCGCCGUCGAGAUUCGUUCUUGGUUCUUGAAGCAGCUGGACGUCAGUCUCCCUGUCCUUAAGAUUCUGGGCGGCAGCUCUGUUGGUGACAUAUGUUACGAGGCGGCUUCGAAGGCUUUCACCGCCUCGAGCAAGGCGCGUCUUGACUCAACAGGCCACGAAAUACCAGUAUCGCCGCCCACUACGUUCCUCAGAACUCCAUCGGACAAGCAAGACGAUUCCGGCUCAGAAUUGCGCGAGGAUGUGCAGUCUAGUCCGCCGAGCAGCGUUUCCCAAGACUCGGACACCGAGCGCACCGACCGCGAAGGACCACUUGGAUACGAGCAGAAGAAGAUAUGGUCUGCGGUAGAGACCUACCGGGAUCCUGCGUUAUGCAAUCUUGCAGUCAUAUUCAAAAUAGCCGGCCAGCUGGAUCUGAUCAAGCUCGAACAGGCCGGUCAACAAGUAGUCCAACGGCAUGAAAUCUUGAGAACUAAAUUUGAACAAGAUACGUCCACUGGUGAAGUAACGCAGUACGUUAUGGCGCACAAGAGCACUCGACUAAGCGUGGAUCCAACUAUGACGCCGCAGGCGGCUUUCGAAGUCGUUCGCUCUCAUGUCUUUGAUCUGAGUGCUGGAGAGACCAUGAAGGCGAUCGCUGUCCCGAAUGAAGGCCACGUUUUCCUCGCGAUAGCGUGGCAUCAUCUCGUCUUUGAUGGUUUCAGUCCAGUACCAUUCCUGCGAGACUUAAACAUUGCCUAUUUUGGCGGAACUCUACCACGUCUGAAGUAUCAGUAUCUGGACUUUGUUCAUGAUCAGUUGCAAAAAGUCUCUCAAGUCCAAGACAGUUUGGCGUACUGGACUUCAGAAUAUCGACACCUACCGAGCACACUUCCUCUGUUCCCAUUUGCGAAGACGAAAGUGCGUCCAACAAUAUCUUCACAGAGACCGAAGCCGCGACCAACUGUGGAAAAAACGUUGUCUGCUCAUCUGUGUGCCGCUAUCAGGAGCGUUUCCCGAAACGUAGGUGCCACCCCCUUCCACGUUUACUUGGCCGGGCUCCAGGCUCUCUUCUACAGCAUGCUGUCCGUGCAAGACGUAUGUAUAGCAAUCCAGGUCAACAAUCGCGAAGCGGAGUCCGACGACAAUAUCGGAGAAUUUGGCGAUCUCCUGCCCAUCAAGUUCCAACCCCAGGACGAUUUCGCACAGCAGGUUCGACAUACCAGGGACAAGCUGCAAGCAGGGCUGCACGCUAAUAUACCACGUCAACUCAUCAUGGCCGCUCUGGAAGGAACGGAAUUGCAUCGUCAUGGAUCGCUCUAUCAGGUUUCAGUCAAUUACAUGCCCAGCCCAGUACAGGAUAUAACGCUAGGUGGGCAUAAAGCCGAACUCUUGAACUACAAUCGGGUCGGUGCAUACGAUCGCGACCUCGAUUUGGAGUUGCAGGACGUCGGCAAUGGUCGCAUGCUCUUGGUCCUGCGAGGCCGGCAGGACUUGUAUGAUGAAAGUGGCAUACAGACACUAUUGACUGUCUAUGAGCGCAUUCUUUCACUGCUCGUAGAGGACACGUCGCGAUCCGUCUCGGAGCUACCUAUAUCCUCCACACCGGGCGACGAUCUGUCCUUACGUGGGUAG
Molecule: messenger RNA, 8775 nt
Organism: Cercospora beticola
Lineage: Eukaryota; Fungi; Ascomycota; Dothideomycetes; Mycosphaerellales; Mycosphaerellaceae
Source: RefSeq, a predicted model, not a curated record